AUGGCUGCCAACGAUCUUCGGGGCUGGGUGAUGAGCGCCGUCUCAGGCGUCGCCUGUGUCCUCGGGUCGGCCGUCAUCUGCGCCGACCUAGUCUUGCGCCGGGUCACCCAUGACAAAAGAUUCCAGAUCGCCAACAGCAAUAACUUCCUAUCGGCAUCGCUGUGUCUCAGCGCCGGAGUAAUGCUUUUUACCUCGCUUUACAGUAUGCUGCCAACCUCCAAAGAUUACCUUACGCGCGCUGGGUUCUCCCCGUCCAUCUCCGCCUACAUCUUGACCGGUCUAUUCAUCGGAGGUGUGGUUGUCAUUCGUGUCGCAUCUGGUUUUCUCCACCGCUUCAUUCCAUCACACGUGGUGGACUGUGCCCACACCCACAGCGGCCCGGAGGAGGAUCCCGAGCGCGGCGAGCAAAUGCAAGAAUGCGACGACCGACAGGACAGUGCGAAUGCCAACGGCAGUACGGAGCGAACGCCGCUCUUGCGGCCCCCAAACGCUCAGUCGUCUAAAUCGACGCCGGCAGUGCUACAGCGGACGGCGCCGGCGUUCAAUACCCCGAGGCGGGAAUCGCUGCGGGCAGUCAUAUCGCGGCGCAUCAGCUCUCUCAUGGGUGGUGUUAAGCCCCACUGCGACGAGAAUGGGCCUUGCUACGGCUUUUCGCAGACCUGCGGCCGUGAAUGCACCAAGGUUCUCGGGCCAAAUAUCGCCCCGCCACCAACGAUGAGCGCGAAUGAGGUCACCCGGCCUAAGCUGGCGCCACAGCCCCAGAGCAUCGCGGUACAGCUGAGCUCGGAGCACCAGAGAGAGCUGGAUCCCAGCCUCGACUCGGUUGAGACAGCUACAGAUACCGGGUACUUCAACGGGAUCUCAACGCAGCAUGUCAUUCACUCGGCGGCGAGUUCGUCGUCUUCCUCCCAUACCCAAAAAGUACAUUCUGAUCAUACACAUCACUCGGAUAUAACGAACCACAACCACGAGCAUCCUCAUGAAACUCACCACCACCAGCCUGGGGACCAUCAAAAAUCCCCAGGCUCGGGCCCAUCCAACCCCGGCGUUGAUCCCACGCACCACCACCAUGUUCCGCAAAACGCAUUCCUCUCCAUUGGCCUGCAGACAUCCCUCGCCAUUGCCCUGCACAAGCUGCCUGAGGGCUUCAUCACCUAUGCCACCAAUCACGCAAGUCCCACUCUCGGGCUGACCGUGUUUCUUGCCCUUUUCAUCCAUAACAUCGUUGAGGGCUUCGCCAUGGCGCUGCCUCUAUACCUGGCUCUGAACUCGCGCUGGAAAGCCAUGUUCUGGUCCAGUCUACUCGGAGGUAUAAGCCAGCCAGCUGGUGCCGGCCUCGCCGCGCUGUGGAUCUGGGGUUCCGGACACACCGGGCUUGACUCGACUGGUCCGUCGUGGGGCGUCUACGGAGGCAUGUUCGCUGUUACCGCCGGUGUGAUGACUUCUGUCGCCCUGCAGCUUUUCACCGAAGGCCUGGGUCUGACGCACCACCGCAGUAUGGGUAUGGGGUUUGCGGUUGCUGGGAUGGGAUUGAUGGGAUUCAGCUUUGCCUUGACGGCUUGA
Penicillium canariense is the source of this 1563-nucleotide messenger RNA. RefSeq names its product Zn(2+) transporter ZRT3. NCBI's taxonomy places the organism in Eukaryota, Fungi, Ascomycota, Eurotiomycetes, Eurotiales, Aspergillaceae. The record is from RefSeq and is a predicted model, not a curated record. The coding region runs from base 1 to 1563 and encodes 520 amino acids. The transcript is spliced from 3 exons. Gene Ontology annotation, molecular function: zinc ion transmembrane transporter activity. Gene Ontology annotation, cellular component: membrane. Gene Ontology annotation, biological process: zinc ion transmembrane transport.